Molecule: messenger RNA, 3199 nt
Organism: Callithrix jacchus (white-tufted-ear marmoset)
Lineage: Eukaryota; Metazoa; Chordata; Mammalia; Primates; Cebidae
Product: transmembrane protein 185A
Cellular component (GO): dendrite
Source: RefSeq, a predicted model, not a curated record
CUUGUUAGUGAUAGCCAAGGGCCGGAAACCACCCUCAGCAGACGGUCGCAUAAGCCAACUGUAGGCAUGCGUACAGUGGAAUACCACUCAGCAACGAGAGGGUCCACCUGUGGAUGCAGGGAACAAGUUGGAUGAAUCUCAGAGACAUUAUGUUAAUGACAGGAAGCCAGUCUCAACGGGCUACUUGCCUUGCGAUGCCAUCUACAUAAAGUUCCAGCAGGGAAAAAAGGACAGUGACGGAGAACAGAUCAGUGGUUGCCGGGGCUAAGGGUGGGACGGUGUGACAGUGAAGGGACAGCAUGAGAGAGUUUUACAGGGUGACAGACCUCUUCUGCCUCCUGCCUGUGGCUGUGCGAAUCUACACUUGCGUGAAGACUCAGGGAUCACCACACCAAAGGAAGGCAGUCACUUCUCCUACUGUAUGUUAGAUAAUUAAUAAAAGAAGAAGGAAGAAGGGAGAAGUGUCAUCCCAGGGGACUGGACAGGAGGGCGGAGACGUGUCACAGGGGAGCCUGGCCAAGUGACGCUCCCAGAACUCAUCUUCUGGGCCUGCGUGUGGAUGACACAAGGCCUACCACCUGGUACGACCAGCAACAUAUUCGGAAUGCACCCUUGCCGUGGAGGCGGGGACCCGGCAGCGUUACGUAUCCAGCGUCAACCUGCCAAGUUCCCCACCCAACUUGGUAGGGGUGAGGGUACGGGCCCUGAGGAGCCCAGGCAGCCACACUUUCUGGGGAGCCCGUUCCCGUUUGUGUUGCCAAAGUACCCCCAGCAGGUUGUGGGAAGGUUGCCGGUGAAGAGAGUCUGUUGGGGUGAGAUCUUAUAUGUGUGCACAGGGUGACAGCGGUGUCCCGUUCCCUGGGAAGCUGUGAUGCCAGCGGGGCCUGGGGGAGCCUGAGUGAGUGUGGGAGGGCAAGCCUCUGGAAGAGCAGAGGCUGCGGAGCCAGAUGCCGGACUGUCUUGUCACUCAAAGGAAGGGGGACUGAUGUCAGCCACUGAGCGUUUGUGUCCCCUGGUGGCGGCAAGCCCUACAGUGGGCACACCAUACCUUUUCUGUCCCGCGUGGUCCUGGCAGCAGGCCUGGGAGGGGGAACGGCCCUUACUCAGCUUGCGGGUGGGACCGUCUUAACUGGAGAGGUGCCAAAGAUGCCUUCCAUCAGAGGCCGGGACGGGCGUGCUAAAGAGACUUCUUCUCUCGCCCUCCCCCCAGGUUGUGUGUGUCCCGCUGUGGAUUCUCAUGUCCUUUCUGUGCCUGGUGGUCCUCUACUACAUCGUGUGGUCCGUCUUGUUCUUGCGCUCUAUGGAUGUGAUUGCCGAGCAGCGCAGGACACACAUAACCAUGGCCCUGAGCUGGAUGACCAUCGUGGUGCCUCUUCUUACGUUUGAGAUUCUGCUGGUUCACAAACUGGAUGGCCACAACGCCUUCUCCUGCAUCCCGAUUUUCAUCCCCCUUUGGCUCUCGUUGAUCACGCUGAUGGCAACCACAUUUGGACAGAAAGGAGGAAACCACUGGUGGUUUGGUAUUCGCAAAGAUUUCUGUCAGUUUCUGCUUGAAAUCUUCCCAUUUCUACGAGAAUACGGAAACAUUUCGUACGAUCUCCACCAUGAAGAUAGUGAAGAAACCGAAGAGACCCCAGUUCCGGAGCCUCCUAAAAUCGCUCCCAUGUUUCGAAAGAAGGCCAGGGUGGUCAUUACCCAGAGCCCUGGGAAGUACGUGCUCCCACCUCCCAAAUUAAAUAUCGAAAUGCCGGAUUAGAUGCCACUUCCGGGGACAGAGCUUAAGUGGACUGAGAUGUGCUCUCUCCACCUUCCUCUGCCCCCUCGUUCACCCCGCAAAGCAGAACCAGAACUGGAGCUGGGUCUCCAGGUACGUCCAUCUCAUGCCUUGUUUGCAUCCAGCGCCUGUCAGCCACUCACCACGACGGGAUGCGGAAGUGGCAGGUGACAGGGGCGUGUGCCAGCCGAUGUGGACGCCGGGUAGGGUGUGAGAACAGGCGCGGGAUUUCCGUCCGUCUGGGAGGGGCUCCAGGUGCUCCUCUUCCCCGUGGCACCCACCGGGGAAUGGCUGCUCACCAGGCCCUCAGAAGGAACGUCUGUUUACACGGUGCUGAAAUCCCAAUGAAAAGCAUUGUUCAGAAAUGCCUUUCUCCACAGGGCUGAGCUCCUCCCGCAGUGCACUCAGCACUCCCCGGUCGGUCAGGGCUGGCGUAGUCAGUAGGAACUGGAACCAUGUCUCUGACGCACCACGAGUUUAGGCACGGCACAGUCCUUUCUUCUGUUCCUACUGUGGAAGUAGUUUCUCUUUGGGCAUGCUGAGAGCAGUUUUUCAUAGCCUCACCGAUGAGCCCUUUUUACGGGAGUGACUCCAUGCCUGUAUGCAGAGUAUUUAUAGAAAUAUGUUAGCAUCGUGAUAUGCGGUGUUAACCCCUAGUUCUGUACAGCACAUUCUGUUAGAGUAUCUUUUUUACAAGCUUGUGCUGCAGGCAGAUGCCUUCUGCUGCAAAAGUGGACGCCCUUGGCACACCCGUCCCGCCCCAGCGGGGUGCCACACUCCCACAGGACAUUGCCACUUCUGCCCUGGAACUCAUGCAGGUACGCAGUAGCUGCUACUGCCAGGACAGCAACGCCAAGCCGGAGAUGCUCCAUGCUGCUUCUGACGUUCUCAGAGUAGUGGCUAGCCGAAAACCCAACAAGCGCGACUUGAAGCCAGAGCGCUGGAGAAUGUUGCCGAGGGCAGAAACGGCCACGCGGGUAACGUCUGUGCGUGGGGAAGUCUCAAGCUUCCCUCCUGCCAGCGAGAAGAAGGCUUUGCGGUAGGCACGGUGGUUUCACGUGUGCGUGCAGUUUCUUCAAGCGCUGCAGCUUCCUCCAUGCAUCAGAGGUUGCAAGUUUAACGUCGUCCUGCCUGAAAACAAAUAGGUUGUUCGCUGAGAAGAGGCUAAAAAAGAGCAUUGAUCUUCUCACCCAGGAGAAGAGUGUGGCGUUUCAGUGCAGGCGACUGCUCACCGGCCUACAUGGGGCUGAAUUCAAGUCCGCUGCAAACAACUCCGCCCCUGGCACUGGCGUCCAGCAAGCCUAUUCUCUUUGGGGUAUGGGGGAACGGGAUGGUUUAGCCCUUCCAGCUCAGUGUGUAAAAAAUGCAGCUAAAGCCAGUAGUUUUGCUCUCUUAAGCUGUUCAAUAAACCGGCUCCUCAUUUUA